AAACUUUUAUUCCCACUCUCUCCUCUUCCCGAUCCCCCCAACACCCAAACCCUAACCCUCGAAGCGACGCAACCCACCGGCGGCGAUGGGGCAGGGCACUCCCGGCGGGAUGGGGAAGCAGGGCGGCCUCCCCGGCGAUCGCAAGCCGGGCGACGGCGGCGCCGGCGACAAGAAGGACCGCAAGUUCGAGCCCCCCGCCGCGCCGUCCCGCGUCGGCCGGAAGCAGCGGAAGCAGAAGGGGCCCGAGGCGGCGGCGCGCCUGCCCGCCGUGGCGCCGCUCUCCAAGUGCCGCCUCCGCUUGCUCAAGCUGGAGCGGGUCAAGGACUACCUCCUCAUGGAGGAGGAGUUCGUCGUCAGCCAGGAGCGGCUGCGACCCAGCGAGGACAAGACGGAGGAGGACCGAUCCAAGGUCGAUGACCUCCGGGGCACCCCCAUGAGCGUUGGCUCGCUUGAGGAGAUCAUCGAUGAGAGCCACGCCAUCGUCUCGUCGUCCGUCGGGCCGGAAUACUAUGUUGGCAUAUUAUCAUUCGUCGACAAGGACCAGCUCGAGCCAGGGUGUGCCAUUCUGAUGCAUAACAAGGUUCUCUCUGUGGUUGGAAUUUUGCAAGAUGAGGUUGACCCUAUGGUUUCUGUCAUGAAAGUUGAAAAGGCACCUUUGGAGUCUUAUGCGGACAUCGGUGGUCUGGAUGCCCAAAUUCAAGAGAUUAAAGAGGCUGUUGAGCUUCCCUUGACUCAUCCUGAGCUAUAUGAGGACAUUGGAAUAAGGCCUCCCAAGGGAGUAAUAUUAUAUGGGGAACCUGGCACAGGCAAAACUCUACUUGCAAAGGCGGUUGCUAAUUCUACAUCAGCAACAUUUUUGCGUGUUGUUGGGAGUGAGUUGAUCCAAAAGUACCUUGGUGAUGGCCCCAAGCUUGUAAGAGAAUUGUUUAGGGUGGCUGAUGAUCUUUCUCCGUCAAUUGUCUUUAUUGACGAGAUUGAUGCAGUCGGAACAAAGAGGUAUGAUGCUCAUUCGGGUGGAGAGCGUGAAAUUCAGAGAACCAUGUUGGAGUUGCUUAAUCAGCUGGAUGGUUUUGAUUCAAGGGGAGAUGUUAAAGUUAUUUUAGCAACAAAUCGCAUUGAAAGUCUUGACCCAGCUUUGCUUCGACCUGGUCGGAUAGACAGAAAGAUUGAAUUUCCGUUACCAGAUAUUAAAACCAGGAGGCGGAUCUUCCAGAUACACACAUCUAAGAUGACAUUGGCAGAUGAUGUUAACCUAGAAGAGUUUGUGAUGACCAAGGAUGAGUUUUCUGGUGCUGACAUCAAAGCAAUAUGUACGGAGGCCGGAUUGCUCGCUUUAAGGGAGCGCAGAAUGAAGGUGACACAUGCCGAUUUCAAGAAGGCCAAAGAGAAGGUCAUGUUCAAGAAGAAGGAAGGUGUACCGGAAGGGCUUUAUAUGUGAGACAUCCACCACUCAUCAGCACCAGAAUUACCUCCAGGACACGGUUAAGUGUAAUAGAGAACUGGUAGAGCUGGUGUUUGGUUCAAUGUUCGGAGAAUGUUUGCUUACACCCUUCUUAUUCAGCAAUGUCGAACUAAAGAACCCCCUGAACAAUGUAUGGCUACCAGGAAUGCAUGCAGUUACGGUUCAAUGUUAAAUGCUUUUUGAUCAAACAUGGGAUUCCUGAUUGUUUGAACAGAUGCAGUUCUGAUUA
Messenger RNA from Oryza sativa Japonica Group (Japanese rice), 1691 nucleotides. Its product is annotated as 26S proteasome regulatory subunit 4 homolog. Gene Ontology annotation, molecular function: ATP hydrolysis activity; ATP binding; proteasome-activating activity. NCBI's taxonomy places the organism in Eukaryota, Viridiplantae, Streptophyta, Magnoliopsida, Poales, Poaceae. The record is from RefSeq and is a predicted model, not a curated record. Gene Ontology annotation, cellular component: proteasome regulatory particle, base subcomplex. Gene Ontology annotation, biological process: proteasome-mediated ubiquitin-dependent protein catabolic process.